Molecule: messenger RNA, 3357 nt
Organism: Diaporthe batatas
Lineage: Eukaryota; Fungi; Ascomycota; Sordariomycetes; Diaporthales; Diaporthaceae
Exons: 1
Coding region: 1565-3346 (593 amino acids)
Source: RefSeq, a predicted model, not a curated record
GCCCUCGAUACACCGGUGGCAAGGCGGAGGUGCUGGAACGUGUCCGAUGCUGUCUGUCUGCCCGUCUGGCUCGUCUGCCCACAGCUGGCCCUAGUCGCCGGAGAAACCAACAUCCAGCGACACCCUGGGUCAGGAUCUUUGACCUUGUUCCGUCUACGGAGUGUAGGAUUGGAGCGCUACCACUCGGAUCCGACACAGCUCAUCCCGACACCUCACUUGCCGAUCAGAACAAGACCCACUUUGCUACUUUUCUCACCGUCAAUAGCCUUCAAUGAAGCUCUCAUUUGAGUACAGUUAUCAGAAGAGGGUUCAUCAGUGACAGGAGGUUGCCCAACGAGGCGUCCCGCCCUUCCCGGUCGACACUCCGCGGCACGUUACAACGCUACGACGAAAGUUCGACCAUCUGAGGCUGUUGAUUGGCCCGACGUGCCAGAACCACUCGCUCGCGGCUCAAUUUAUUAGUUUAUUUCAACAUUUGAGGCCAGGUAGCCCACUGUCUUGGCAAUGUCGGCGCCACAAAGCAUCCCAAACCCAUGUUUCUGUAACAUGGGAGUGGCGCCCUCCAAAUACCACGCAGUUAUCUCCCGUGCCAGGUGUUCGCAGCGGGGUACAGUACACGCAUCUCAUGCUCGGUCUGAUGUGUUUUGCUGAAGCCGAGGUACCGCUCAUUCGCGUACUUUGUACCCUGGGAGUCUCAUUUAACAAGCAUUAUUCUCUUGUUGGCCACAUCGUUGCAGGAGCAGUGACUCGACUGAAUUGACAAGCUCGGCCUUGUCCUUUUGCAAUGGUCCCCUACUAGCGCUUUUGAACGGCAUUGAAAGUCAAUAUCGCAACGGCGGCUCUCCAGUGUGACCGGUGGUCCCGAAUUCUACAGCGUCGUAGCACAAUCGGCCAGCAAAAGUGAUCGAUCCGCUGGCUUCAGGAAGCUAAGGGCACUCGGUUGCAACAGCAAUGGGGCCGAGAGUUUAAGCAUGUUCUGGCUAAAAGCACUUGCACCCAUGUGUAACAUAAAUCUACAGCGACUCAGGGACCGAUGAGACCUCGACAAUGCGCCAACGCAGCACGUUUAUUGUGCUGAGGAUCGGUCUGGUCGAGCCAUAAGAGGGAUUCCAGCCCUACGCUAUGGACCGCACCGAAUUCUCCCAUUGGCUGGUUGGAAUACUACGUGGAGAGGUUUCGCGUUCGGCGUUGCGGGCCGCGUUGGCGGCUAACACGGUCUGGCUACAGAAGCUGUGCAACUCGCUCUUCCUUCCAAGAUCAGCCUGCUUCACUCAAGUGAGGCUCCAGUUUUAUACCGACCGGUGUAGAGUUUAUGGGAAAAGUUCACAUGCCUGUACGCCGCGGCUUCACAGAAUGCAUGCAACCAACCUACCUUCCCCUCCAAGGGCACGUAGGAGGCGGUACGGAGUACUCCAUGCAGGCAAGAGCCCGACCGGGAGGGCAUAAUGCCAGGGCCCAGGGGCCCGCAACUGUAUAAAGGAUGCCGGUCUUCUUUAACAAGAGACCGUAACAUAUGCUCACUAUGAGCACUACAUGAAGACCAAUCGUUCUCGAAACUUCACCAAUGUCGCAAAGCAUGGCAGUCAAGUCAUCUACGCCUGCCCACAUUUUGACGGGCCUGAAGGAGGCUCCUCACAAGAGGAUCAGGGUCGUCCCAAUGUCUCCCCCGAAUGGAAUCCCGUCCCUCCCCAAGCGAUUCGCGCAGGUCAAGGCCGAUCUGGUGUCCAGCAGUGAGACAGCGAUUGCAGAGUCUUGGGGCCGGCUCCUGACGCAACUUCGUCAAGAAGUUGCAGCAAUCGCAGAAGCAACUUCUCCCGUCAUACCUACCAUUGACUUUCAAGACCUUGACGCUCCUACCAGAAGAGAUGCUUUCUUGGAGGGCCUGAAAAUUCGCGGCUCGGCGGUGGUCCGAAACGUUGUCCCUGAAAACGAGGCACUGGCGAUGAAGAGAGAUCUUGACACAUAUUUAGCCGACAACCCUCACUCAAGGUCGUCGUCACCGAAUGACUCUCAACUGUACGAACUUUACUGGAGCCUCGCCCAGCUCAAGGCUCGGGCUCAUCCAAAUAUGCUCAAGGCACAGACCUUUGUCAUGAGCAGCUGUUGGCACCACUCAACCCUGGCAGCAGGUUCGUCGGGCGGAGACAGCCGUGACGGCCCGGUGGACUCACGGACACGCAUCACGACCAAUUUCCCCGUGGCUUACGCCGACCGAGUACUCCUUUUCCACCGAAGCAGCAGCGCUCAAGAGACCCCAAAGAUCGAGCCCCGUCUACCUCUCAAGGCUCACGUCGACGGCGGCAGUGUCGAGCGAUGGGAAGCAGACGGGUAUGGGGGUCGAUCCCCGAAAGGGACAUACCGCGAGAUCUUUACUGGUCACUGGGAGGACUGGGACCCCUGGGAUAGCAGCAGUAGGCUGAACGCCACCAGCGACCUGUACAAUGGGGCCAACACCUGCAGUGUCUUCCGCAUGUUCCAGGGCAUCUUGUCUCUAGGCACAGGCGAUCGGAAUCAGGACUCGUCAUCAUCAUCAUCACCACCAAUGGCCAUCUGCGCGCUGCCCGUGAGGCUUGUGACGGCCUACUGGCUCCUCAGACCUUUCUUCGCCCCCAAAAAGCCCUGGGUUGGCAAGGGGCAGCGUGCGGCUGACUUCCUCGACCCCUCUAAUUGGGAACUGACACCAUCGCAAAGUCCCAUUCUACAUGGAGCACAGCCAUGCCAUUCCCAGGAGCUCAACGCGCUGCUUCACCCGCACCUCCUACUAGACAGAACGCUCGUCCCGGUACCACCACUACGGCCGGGCGACUAUGUCCUGUUCCACCCCGACGUGGCCUACUCCAUGAGCCCGUCGCUGCCCGUGCCCAUGUGCACACCCGCGCAGACACCGCCGCCGACCCCGCAGCACUCAACAGGGUCAUCACCCAUCUUCUCACGAUCGCCAUCGCCGUCCUCGCCGUCCUGGUCCUCAUCGCCCGCGACCCCUUCCUCCACCACCACCCCGUCGUCAUCACCAACAGCGGCGGCGACGACGCUCCUCUACAUCCCGGCCUGCCCGCUGACGCAGACCAACGCGCUCUUCCUGGCCCGGCAGCGCAAGGCGUUCCUGCUGGGGUUCCCGGGCCCGGACUUUGCGGGCGGCGGCGGCCCGGGCGGCGGCGGGGGCGAGAGCUUCCACAUGGGCAGGCCGGGCGUGCAGGAGGUCAACGAGGCGGGCGGGGAGGCGGCGCUGCGGGCGACGGGCCUGCUGGCGUGGGACGAGGACGAUGCCACGGGGGGAGAGGCGGAGCGGCUCGUGCUUGCUGCUGCGAAUGGGAUCUUGUUCCCUGAUAGUUUUGAGGUGCGGUAGGCAGGGCAGGG